Prosopis cineraria is the source of this 712-nucleotide messenger RNA. Its product is annotated as zinc finger CCCH domain-containing protein 3. Gene Ontology annotation, cellular component: U12-type spliceosomal complex. The transcript is spliced from 5 exons. The coding region runs from base 39 to 491 and encodes 150 amino acids. NCBI's taxonomy places the organism in Eukaryota, Viridiplantae, Streptophyta, Magnoliopsida, Fabales, Fabaceae. Gene Ontology annotation, molecular function: zinc ion binding. The record is from RefSeq and is a predicted model, not a curated record.
GAAAAGUAUGGCACAGCCGACGGGAGAGAGGGAGAAGAAUGCCACUGGGGAAAUAUUACUGCGACUAUUGCGACAAGCACAUACAGGACACGCCUCCAGCUCGUAAACGACAUCUUCAAGGCAUCCAGCACCUCCGGGCUAAAGCUCUCUGGUACGAUUCCCUCAAAUUUCAAGAUCCUAGGCAGGUGUAUUCAGAUGGAUUUGUCAAAGGGGUUUGCACUCGCUUCGUCAAAACGGGUUACUGCCAGUACGGUGAUUCUUGCAAGUAUGUUCAUCCAAGAAUCUUGACCAAUGCCAAUCCUCAAGGGGGAGUACUUGAUAAUAUGCAGCCAGCAGCAUUAACAACGGCGACUAAUCUGGUUGGCGGAGGCUGUCCACCAGGAAAUGCGGUGCAAGGCAGUAUGGGAAUGGCAUGGGACAAUUUACCUCCGUCUUUGAAGCCUCCUCCUGAGGGUGGAUAUCCAGUCCUUCCCUUUUUGGACUGGGGAUAGAUAGAUAGAUAUACAGAUACAUUUGUACAUAGCUUUUGACAACAGAUAAGCCUCUUAAUUCCUUACUGCUAUAUCUGCUUCUGGUUACACUUAUUUUCCUUCCAUAAGCAUUGUAAAUUAAUUCAAUGAUGAAACGUAUUGUGCCUCGGUAAUAAUUAAAAUCAGAGGAUGUAAUCUAACAUUUCUAUUCUUCCGAGCAAAUUAGAUUUCUUUUUUCUCAA